Messenger RNA from Dreissena polymorpha, 1897 nucleotides. RefSeq names its product carboxypeptidase N subunit 2-like. Bases 227 to 1480 code for a protein of 417 amino acids. The record is from RefSeq and is a predicted model, not a curated record. Lineage: Eukaryota; Metazoa; Mollusca; Bivalvia; Myida; Dreissenidae. Gene Ontology annotation, molecular function: protein binding. The transcript is spliced from 8 exons.
AGAUCGCAACAAAAAUAUUAUUCUAAAAAUCAAAUAUUCUGGAUACUACAAAUAUAUAGAUAUGUGCUUUUAAGUCGUGAGAUUUGUAUAAACGUUAAGAAAAGGACAUAGACAACGGCUUUUGAAUAAUUCAAUUUAGUUAAAAUCGGAAUAAAGGAAUACAAACGCGAACUCGUGCGUGACUUAACAAUUUAUCACAAAGACCGUUCGUUAACUGGAAGUAGGGAUGGCGAGCGGAUGUAGCGACACAGUAAUCAGUACUAAUCAACUUAUCACCUACUGCGACUACCCCUUGUGGUCUCCGCCGCUCCUGGACAGUCAGUUUUCGACAUCCCCGGGAAAGAUCGAGCUCAGAAACAUCAAUGGGGAUAUACCUAGCCAGGCUUUCAGCGGUCUCUAUAACACCGGAGGUUUCUCUGGUAUCCCGCAAAUAAGUUUAGACUGUGGUUUUACCGAGACCCAAAGACUGACCCUUCACAACGACUCGUUGACCCCUAACCUAGUCUGGGUUGAGAGCAUGCUGAUCACGUUCUGCGUGUCAAUGGUGAUCGAAGACUCAGCCUUUGCAGCGAUGACUGGGCUUCAAAAGUUGUCGAUUUUAGGUGGCAACUUUUCAAGCAUAUCUCCGACGGCGUUUGCCGGCAUGACAAAUCUGACGACCCUGGAGCUGUUAUCGGAUAUACCGGCAGGAUUACCCGUCGGCUUGUUUGACGACCUGACUGAGCUAAAAAUUCUGGACAUGUCCGACGCAAAAAUUAACAGUCUUCCCGCCGGAGUAUUCAACAACCUUAAGCAACUAGAGACCCUGAAGUUGAUUGGGAACGGUCUGACGUCACUUCCGGAGCGCGCUCUGCUGCCUCUGCUGAGUCUGACAUCUCUGAGUUUGGAAAAUAACGCGUGGACGUGCGACUGCGAUCUGCAAUGGCUGGGGUCGUUCCUCUACGACACCGGCUUGGCGACAGCGAAAUGCGGCAGCCCGGCCGCUUUUGCGGGAUUCGACCUGUCCAGGUCUCUGGCUUCCCUGACCUGUGUACCGACGACGACGACGACAACAACGGUGACGACGGCGACAACAAGAACAGCGGCGGCGUUGACGACUGUUGCUGCGAUUGCACAGGAAACAAGUGCAGAUGAUAAAUGGUGGCGCUAUGGAAUAGCUGGCGGGGCGUCCUUGGCCCUCGUUGUUGCGUUGGUGGCUCUUGGCGGCUGCUGUUACUAUAGAAACCAGAUCAGUGACUUGAAGAGGAAGGCCAUCGAUACCGGUCCAUUACAUGCAACGACUUUAGCCAACAACACAUAUGCUACACCAAAAAAGUCCGAGCCCCGACCAAAAGUGAAUACAGUUUCGGGUGUUACCACUGUCGGUAAACAGCCUCCGCCGUAUACCGGAAGCCAGUUGGCAGCCAAGGUGAUACCGGCGACCCAGACUCGUCGACAUAACGCAUGGGACAAUUAUCCGACGACGAUGAAUGAAUGGUAAACGUACAGUGUGUGUUUUAAAAUGCAACGCAAUACUUGCAUGUAUUAUGCUUCAUUAAACUACUGGGUAUUCAAUGCGGGAUUUUUUAAAGGAAAACUUUAAUUAUAUUUUAUCCUGAUGGUUGUUUGCCGUUCUUUAUGUUUCAUUGCUGAAUUGAUCUUAUCGUAAUACUGUUUUCAGGCAAUAAAUCUGUUGACAAUAACUAAAUAAAAAAAAUGUGAUUUCGCUACAGGUCUAUUGAAAUUUUUCGAAAAGAAUUUCUUUAUUGAAGUGCUUUUACGUAUGUUCUUUUUAUUGAUUUUGCCUUGUUAAUAAUUAUUUUGCUUGUUUUUCUCCACAGCAACAACAUGUUACUGACGUGUUACUGAUUUAAAUGCAGAUUACUUGAAUUGUUCGAAAAUAGAUGAUUCUUGUUUA